AUGCGGGCGAGUUUUGGUAGUCGAUUUUAUAAGGGCGGGUAUGUUUCACUGCUGGUCGCUGAUGUGACACCACUAAUCCUGAUCAAAGACCAGUCUCAAAACCGAAAGCGAAAAGUCGUGGCUCAGGAGCUCGAUUCUCUCGAUGGCCUACGAAAGCUCUACAGGGACCCCCGUCGAGGUGCAGACGCCAACUUGCGCCUGCUACAUGUGCAGAAUGCUCCAUGGGCAACCAAAUUUCUCUUGCGAAAAUUCAACAUAGAUGGCAGAGAUGACUUGGUGGGCUCCACCUUUGGGAAAUACGUCAAAUUCACUAAACCGGACACCCGAGGAGGGAAACCCUUUCCCAACGCGAAAUCCUGGCGAGUCCAGCACGAUCCAUGGCGCGGCGUAAGCAAAACCUCGUUUGGAUUCGAGUACUUGAAGGAAUACAAGGUCGACGACCCAUUGACUGAAGGGCGGCCGGCUGAUGAAAAGUUGAUGGAAUUGAAUGAUUAUGAUGAAGAAGAAAAUCCUGCGUACGGCUACGAUGUGUAUAUUCAACGUCUCGCUUGUUAUGUUCAGCACAAAGAGGAUCCUCCCACUCCCCCCUUCGAUGGGGCCAAUGGCAUUUCCAAUCCUUAUAAGGCCGAGUCGGAUGGCCAUGCUUUAGCCAAAAAGCAGAAGGAAUAUCUUCCACAACUGUCCUCACUAGACAAUGAAAAUGCCAUCAUCAUCUUCGAGAACUCGAAGUCUGGCUCCUUCGAAGACUGUCUGAUACCCGCCAGGUCGGAGUGGGAGACUCACUGGCGCCGAUUGCCCUUUUAUCUUGCAUAUGAAGCACGAGACAUCGUCGGGAAUGAUGAUCUUCUAGGCCGACAAUGUGCACGCAUGAUUUUAGACGACGUAUUCAAAGCUCUCGUAGCCAGGUGGGAAACCUUGCUGGACAAAUGCCAAACACAUGUCUCUAUUCUCGAGGAUAAAAUCUACGAGCAGCCAGCCGACGAAACCCGUGCUCCUGAACUAUGGAGGAAUUCUAGCUUGUGGCUGCGGAUCGAAAAGCUGACCACAGCGCACAUGUCGGUUGUUCGAGAUAUGCGCGUCCGUCUGCGCGAACUCGUCGCUGACCUUGUCGUGCCAUCAAACACCAGUAAUUCUAAUAACAAUAAUAAUACCGCUGUCGACGUUCUCAGCGUCUUUAACGACGACGACUGGCUUGAAGAAAUCCCGAAUGACUUCGAGCGCAUUGCCACCACCGUGGAAGAAGACCUCGUCAAGCCCACCCAAGCCCUUAUCUCUCUCCUCUACCAAUCCGUCUCUAUCCGCGAUAGCCGUCUCUCUCUUCAGAUCGACACAAGUACAUGGCGCCUGUCUUGGAUAACAUUCAUCUUUCUACCGUUGACCUUUAUGGUUGGCUUCUUUGGCAUGAACGUCAACACCUUCGCCAACGACCCAAGCAUAAAAUGGUACUUCGUCGUCUCGGUUCCCUUUAUGCUCCUCGUGCUGGCAGCAUGGUAUAUCACGAAGCACAUCCUAGCACGGCAACGCCAAACCCCAUACCAACGAGGGAUCUAUGAGUCCUUCUUCCACGAUCUCGCCGUAAAUUACCCCACACUCUGGUCCCGCGUCGGCCCCCGUGAUUACAUCGUCCCUCGCACCCGGCUAGACAGGUGGAAAUGGUGGCUGAUCAAGCGCUGGACGCGACCGGAACGGACCAUCAAAGCCGGACAAGCAAACGCCGAAACGGCAGGCCCAGACAACCUAAGUCGAUGGAGUAAAUGCAAGAGAUACCUGAUCCGAAAAUGGACGGGGGACAUCACCACUUUCAUGACCAAGACUGCAGAUCAACAGCUCCUAGAUGGCGACGACGAUACAGAUCUCGAGCAAGGCCACGGAAAUUUCAUCGUGGAUAGCUUGCUCGGCGCGACAGAAAUGCUCACUGUGCCCGGCCAGCCGAUCGCGAGCGCUGCGCUCGAACGAUUAGAGCAGCUGAAACGACUGCAGCGACUGCAGCAACAGGAGGCCGACGUAGUGAGACCAGACGAGGACAUCGCAGUCCAAGCUUCAACCACAGAAGAACCUCCUCUCCAUUUCGUCAACGCCAACAUUCGCUUCGAGCGCGGGCUGAGUCCAUCGGCAAGCCCCGUCCCGCCCCGCGCGGCAUCAGGAAGCCCACGUGGUAGGCGCCCGAUUUCGAGCGGGGCAGGGAGUAGCGGGAGUCGGAAUAGCAGCGUCCUGGUCGAGGAGGAGGAUCCGAUUUGGAUUAAUCAGUGUGCGAAGGAAGGAAAAGGCGGGUGGUAUUGGAGGGGGGUUGGGAGUCAGAGUCAGAGCGUUAGUCCUAACCCCGCGGGCCGGGCGAUUAGUGGUGUAGGGGACAGAAGGAGGACCAGUAGUGGUGGGAGUGUGGGGGUCAGUGGACGGGUUUUUCGGAGAGGCAUUGAGGAACGUGUUGGUCUCGUCGUAGGUGGUGCAGGGGAGGGAGGGACAGGCGUAGUGGCGCGGGGAUCAAGUCCGCUGGGCGUGAUGACCAAUAUUGGUGAUGAGAGGAGUGAGAAAAGCGUCGAUCAUGGCAGAGAGGGGCUUGGGCUUGGGCUCGCUGAUGCGCACGGAGAGGAGGGAGGGGAUGGUUCGUCCAACACGGCGGAAUCUUCGGGCAGUGAACCCGAGAGGGCGGCGGAGGAGACGGCGGGCAGGGACAAUGAUAAGCUUGAGCAUAGGAAGGAGGAGCACAAACAGAAGGAGAAGGAGAAGGAGAAGGAGAAGGAGAAGGAGAAGGAGAAGGAGAAGGAGAAGGAGAAGGAGAAGGAGAAUCAGCGGUGGGAAUAG
Messenger RNA from Endocarpon pusillum Z07020, 2802 nucleotides. RefSeq lists its product as uncharacterized. Gene Ontology annotation, biological process: transmembrane transport; metal ion transport. Lineage: Eukaryota; Fungi; Ascomycota; Eurotiomycetes; Verrucariales; Verrucariaceae. The record is from RefSeq and is a predicted model, not a curated record. The coding region runs from base 1 to 2802 and encodes 933 amino acids. Gene Ontology annotation, cellular component: membrane. The transcript is spliced from 2 exons. Gene Ontology annotation, molecular function: metal ion transmembrane transporter activity.